AUGUAUUCCAGAGAGUCUAUUGUUCAAGAUGCCUUAGAUGAGCUCCAGUCCAUCAGCCAAAAAUUUUCUGAUUUAUUCCCACAUAGGGAACUUAAUCGUCUGCGGCAGUUGUUGGAAUGGGGGAGAUGGUUUUAUUUGUGGGGAAGAAAGUGGGGCGAUGAACAAGAUGUGGGCUGGGAAACUGCUGUGUGUACAGUGGAGGACACUCUUCACAGACAUUCCCUGGAAACUCUGUUUCUUUGUCUCACGUUGAAUGAGAAAUUGCUGAGGGUUGAUGAUUCUGAUGAGAGAUGGGAUGAUGAUUCGAAGGGAUGGGAUGAUGUGGUUAUAGAUUUUCUUCGGAGAAUUAUUGGAUCGGUGCAACCAGCAAUUGAGGAAUUGGUCCGAAUGUUGGGGACAGAUCUCACAUUGCAAACAAGAUCUUCUUCUCGAACAGAUGUGAAGCAACUGCUGGACAGCGUCGACUUCAUUCUUCACAGUUUGCAGAGUCUUGAAUCUCAGAAUCCCAACGCAAUUGAAACCGUAACGUUCAUGAAGAACUUCAUUCGCUUUGCUACGCUUCACGGACUUGAGGAUAGGCAAAUCAUCGGAGAUCUCUUGACUUACUUUGAACCGGUAAUUAUUCAAUCUGCAAGCCUCCUUUUUGAAUUUAUUAAAUCUGGAAGCCCACUUUAUUCUGUUUCUCGUGAUGAACUUAUGAGAAAAAUUGUGCCAGUUGAGUCGCGUGUUUGUGAGAUUUAUGUUGGUGUCUUGCAAGAUGUUUCGAAGUUUUCAGGGUCCUACUUCCAUCCCACUAAAGAAACUCAUGCUUUGGUGUUUAGAGACUUUGUGGAUUGUCUCAUUUUUCUGAUUUUGAACCUUUUCUUCCGUGAUGCCAUUUUUGUGGACAUGUUUCACCACGAAAUGCAUAAAGUGCAUGAGGGACUCUCAUUCUUGAGAACCACUCUGUCAGAGCACCAUGACAAGCUUGAUGACCUCAUUAGACCUUUGAUUUGUGAGGCAGGCAACCUAAUUUUUCAUCUCUAUCAAGAAAAUGGAGAACAAAGAGGAAGGUUGGUUGCAAAAUUAGAGCUCCUUUUUUCCAAUUUCGAGACAAAACUCCAAAUUACUAAGGAUGCAGAAGAAGAAGCGCCAAGGUUUCCACCAACAUCAGCAUAUCCCCAAACAAACUUGUUGGGUUUUAUUGACUCUGUCUUGGAAAAAAUAAAGUCAUUCCUGAUUCAAGUUUCUUCAGAAAAGGAUAAGUUCCAAGCCCUCCACGAUGAUCUUACAGUUUUAAGAUCUUUUGUAGUCCAUGAUAAUGGGAUGACGAUCCAAGAUCUCUCGAAUCGCAUUGCAGCGGUAGCUUAUGACACGGAGUUUGUACUUGAUUCUUUUGUUGUUGCUGGUAAACCACUUCAGACAAGCCUUAUCGUGCAGCUUGAUGUUAUCAUAAAAGAGAUUGAGCUUAUUAAGACUCAGGUCUCGCAGAUUCCUUGGAGUAUGGAGCCAACCAUUGCAGUUCAAAAGAUUAGUCAAGCUAACCUAAAGAUGGCACCAGCAGUUGGUAAGAUCCCAAAUUCCAAUGAGAGAGUGGUGGGCUUGGAUGACGAGGCAAAAAUCAUCAUCGAUAGACUCACUAGAGGGACAAAACAGUUAGAUGUGGUUUCGAUUGUGGGCAUGGCCGGAUUAGGUAAAACUAGUUUGGCCAAGAAAGUUUAUCAUCAUUCCCACAUCUCUCAUCACUUCCAGGUUCGCUCUUGGGUUACUGUGUCUCAAGAAUACAACACAAAAAGUUUGUUGAUUGGGAUUUUAAGCGGUCUGGACCAAGAUUCAACUGAAGAGUAUAUAAAUAUGAGGGAAGAUGAUUUGGCUGAAAGACUCCGUAAACGGUUGAAGGGAAUCAGGUAUCUUAUCAUCUUGGAUGAUAUUUGGGAUACUCAAGUAUGGAAUAGUUUGACAAUGUCUUUCCCAGACGAUGAUAAGGGUAGCAGAAUUCUCCUAACCAGUCGACAGGAGACUAUUGGUUUGGAAAUCAAUCCACACUCUGAACCUCACCGUCUUCGUGCACUAAAUGAUGAUGAGAGUUGGGAAUUAUUUCGGAAGAAGAUGUGCUUUGACCAAAGUUGUCCAUCGGAAGAAGUAAUUGCUCGUGCCAAGACAAUAGCAAAAUCCUGCAAGGGAUUGCCGCUGAUGAUUUUAAUUGUUGCAGGAUUUCUCGCUAAUACAGAGCCAAGUAAGUGGGAAGAAGUUGAAGAAAUGCUAAAAACAGAUUUGGAGACUUUGAUUGUUGGUGAUGGGAGAGUUUUGUUGCCGGAUACUUUGUGGGGUAUGAAAAAAUUAAGGCAUCUGGAUGGAGCUCGGGAGUGGGUAUUGCCAUCAGAGAUUCCCGUAGCCAAUUUGGAGAAUUUGCAGACUUUCUCGACUGUAAAAUUCACCUGCAGCCAAACGAUGGUGGGAGUAGUGAAGAAGUUACCAAAUCUCCGGACACUACGCUGUGGUCUCAAUCUGGGUGGACGAGAGUGCACUGUGGAUUUCAUCACUUUGUAUCAACUCGAAUCACUCUACAUCAAUAUUUUUCGUAGGCCGAAGUUUUUUCAAUUUCGAUUUCCCCAUAAUCUAAAGAAACUAACUCUGGAUUCAACUUGCCUUACAUGGAGUGAAGUUUCAGCUAUUGGAAGGCUACCAAAUCUUGAAGCUCUCCGAUUGAAUGGGGAUGCAUACACGGUGGAAAAUUGGGACAUUGAAGAAGAAGGCACAUUCCCCAAACUCAGAGUGUUGGAAUUAUACAACAUGACCAGUUGGGAGAGAUGGACAACGGCUUCGGAUGACGACUUCCCAUCUAUUGAGACAUUGAUACUCAAACGCUGCUUAAUGUUAAAGGAAAUCCCUUCUUGUAUAGCCCAAAGUUCAACCCUUCAGAUGAUUAAGGUCAGGGAUUGUCCACGUGUCUUUGAUUCGAUAAAGGAAAUUCAUGAAACACAGAUGGAUUAUGGAAAUGAAGAUCUACAGAUAUAUCUCGACAAGGAACAACUAACAAAAGAGAACUAUGAGGUAAUUCAAAGCAGAUACGAUUCAGACGAAUAUUUAUUUAAGUUGGGUAGUCGCUUUGCAUCAAUGAGAAAAUUUCUCCAAAUAUGUAUGUCAAAGACUACCCCACUAAGACGAAAUAAAUGAUUUAGGUAGAAGACUCAAAUAGCUUAGCUUGGCUGUUGUUCAUUCACACCUUCAUCUGAGUUUGGCGGUUUUGGAACCAAAACUUGACUUGAGGGUUUCAGCCCUAAAUCAUGGUCAAGCCUUUGCCUUUGCUUGUCAUGGUUGUAUUAAAAACAUGAGUUUUUUUAACUUGUGGUUAACAAUAAACAGGAUAUCGUAUCACGUACUGGUUCCAGACACUCAUAUUUUCAAUACAUCUAUACUGGAGAAAUCAAUUCUGUAUGAUUUUGUACAAAUGAUUUAGCAAAUAAGAGUAUAUAGUUUUGGAUGAGAAGAGUUUAUGGUCAUUUGAGAAUGUUAAGUCAUAUACUCUUUCCAAUCCAGAAGCGAUUAUCUACUUUGAUUUUUUUUUUUUUAAUUUAAAUUUUAUCAAAAGCGAAAAUUAAAAUCGGAUAAUUAUUUUUUAGACAGAUAGGGUAUUACAAAGGGGCACAUUAACUCGCAAAAAUCGUUUGUGUUUUUUAAUUUCCAGACCUACAUUUCAAUAAGUAUGUUGUUUUUGCAAAAUCGCAAUAACCUUGUCAGUUUCAUCUAUUUUCAAGACUCUCCAGUGGCGAAGACUCUUGAAACACUGAUUUUGCUGCAAUAAUUUCCCGAAAUUGUGUGUUUAUAUGGUAGUUAC
Messenger RNA from Oldenlandia corymbosa var. corymbosa, 3817 nucleotides. NCBI's taxonomy places the organism in Eukaryota, Viridiplantae, Streptophyta, Magnoliopsida, Gentianales, Rubiaceae. The record is from the annotation of a GenBank genome assembly.